UUUACCCUAAUCCUCCUUCCUACCCACACGCAGUUGUUGCCGAAGUCUUUCCCUGUGUCUGUGGGCAUCCAUGAAAGGGUAUGAACUUCUCUUCAAUCUGACUUUCAAUCUUCAAGUUACCACGAGCGGCACGGUUGGCUUGUAUCACCUACGGCUACGGGCACAGCGCAUAUCCCAAACUACCGCGUGGGGGUCUCCCUGUCUCAUGAAUAAUAUAUUUGAUAGCACGAGCGGCACUGCAGCCCGGUCUCCGGUAAGGCAUUUCUCAGCCUGGUACGUAGCUUCGUUUUGGCCUGACCACUAUCAAACAAAGGCAAAUUGUAUAUAUAAUCCAUAAUUACAGUUUCUUGGAAAUUAUCAAGUUCCAUUAAUGAUAUAGCCUUUGAUUGCCAGAGAGGAGACAGGGUCUCAGUGCCACUCGUGUGCCAACUUUUUUUUAUACAACAUUUCAUUAAUGAAUGUGUUUUGUCAUCGGUUCCUCAUCAUGCUCCUAUAAUUUUUAUAUGCUUUCGGCGUUUGAGAACAGAUCAGCCUGUGAAGUGGUUCCUGUGAGUUGGAUAGGUGGAGACAUUGAGCAAACAUCGGCGAACAAAAUGUUAAGAUCCGAAUCAGGAUCAUGGUAGGACUCAUUGAGAGUGGCAGAUGGAAUUAUUCCUCAUGUCUCCCUCUUGCUGAUAUAUAGAUAAGCAGAGAGGCAGAAGGUAAAUUACUGGUAACCACAAGAAUUGUGCUUUGAGGCCUUACACCUUUCAAUCAAGUGCAAAGAUGGCUUCUUCACCUCCAAACCCAAAAUCCCUUUUUCAUGCUCGCUCUGCCAGCUUGCCUUCUAGACCUCAUUCGUUUAUUUCUCAAGUGGAGGAGCAUCUAUGUAGGUUAAGGGCUACCGAUGCCUCCUGUUCCUCAUCUUCAUCAAUAUGUAACCGACUAAGUUGCCUUGGACAUUUAUAUGAUUCUGUUGAUGGCUUCCUUCAGCUGGGACAAACUCAGCAAGCCUUAACUAAAGAAUUCCUCGGGAAACAAUUUGAUAAGGUCCUGGAUGGGUCUUUUAGGCUCUUAGAUGUGAGGAGCAUCACGAAAUAUGUCCUGUUGAGGACCAAGGAACAGUUCACACGUUCGUUCUAUCAGCUUGCCCUCUCGAUCACACCCACAGUUCCUCGAAUAGAGGCGCUUCUUUGCCGGUUAAGGCCUGUUAAUGUUACCUCUUUGACAUUGUCAGAAAUCAACUGCAAACUCAGCGGCCUAAGAGAUCUGCUUGAUUCUUUUGAUAAGUUUUUGUUAUUGCCACAGACACAGCAAGUCUUUUACCCAGAAUGCGAUGAAAAGUUGGCUGAUGAUUUGGUAGAUGGACUGCUCUUGCUUCUGGAUGUGUGUGGCACUGCUAAGGAUGUCUUGUCACAGGCCAAAGAACAUGUACAAGAUCUUCAAUCGAUGCUGCGAAGACGACGGGCAGAUGAAUUUGAGCUUGCAAAGGAGGUUGGAGAGUACUUGGGCUCCAGGAAGAAGGCAAAGAAACUGAUUCACAAGGUCUUAAAGGAUUUGAAGACUAAACGGACCUGCUCUCCUCCGGAAAAAGGCAAUGACACCAUGACCAUGGUAAACAUGGCAAGACAGAUUCAAGGAGUUACUCUCACCACACUCCAAUCUUUGCUGUUCUACGUGUCUGGAUUGAAGCCACAAUCGAAGCUCAGCAGCUGGGCCUUAGUUUCUAAUUUGAUGCGCUCAACUCAUGUAGCCUGCAUUGAUGAAGCUAUGGAAAGCAAUGAAUUUGAGAAGGGGGAUGCUGCAUUGCAAAUUCUGCUAGGUCAUAAAACGAAGAAAUCUAGUAACGUGCACAUUGAGAAUGUGCAAACCGACUUGGGGAAAUUGGAGUUGAGCGUUGAAGAUCUUGAACAAGAACUAGAAUGCUUGCACAGGGGUCUGAUUAAAGCCAGAGUGUCCCUUCUUAACAUCCUUAAUCACUAGUCAGAAGAAAACCUUCAAAUCAGUACAUUCUAGUACA
Molecule: messenger RNA, 1999 nt
Organism: Theobroma umbraticum
Lineage: Eukaryota; Viridiplantae; Streptophyta; Magnoliopsida; Malvales; Malvaceae
Biological process (GO): shoot system development; root development
Source: RefSeq, a predicted model, not a curated record